CAUCAAGUGGAUCUGGAGUUGACAGUAGAUGAGCCGCUUGCAGACAGACGCACAGAUAUCCAGGAGAAGACACAUCCGCGUAUGACUGGACUUAAGCAUAACGAACAGGAUGUUUUCCUGUCAUGAUUAUGGAUUUAAUUCGUUGUCACAAUUUUGAGUUACUUGCCUGCACAAUUCUCAUCUCAUCACUGAUUGUGGUAGACGGUGCAUCCCCUGACAAGCUGCCUCCAACUGUGGACCAGUGCUCACCAAACCCUUGCCAGAACCGGGCGUUAUGUCGACUCCGGGGGGACGGCUACUCUUGCUUCUGUGUGCCGGGUUUCCAGGGGGCUCACUGUCAGAUUGAUGUGAAUGAGUGUGCUUCAGAGCCCUGCAGCAACGGAGCCACCUGUGUGGACAGAGUGGGCAGAUUCUCCUGUCUGUGUUCUCCUGGAUUCACCGGGGUCACUUGUGAGGUCCAGAUUGAUGAGUGUCAAUCGCAGCCUUGUCUCAAUGGCGGUAGUUGCCAUGACUACGCUGGAGGCUACAGUUGCACCUGCCUAUCCGGUUUCCAAGGACACCGGUGCGAAAUCAACAUUGACGAGUGCCAAGAGCAGCCAUGCCAGAAUGGGGGUCUUUGUAUAGACGGGGUGAAUGAAUACAGCUGCGACUGCUCUCACUCAGCUUUCACCGGCCGACACUGUGAGACGCCGCUGCCACCGUGCCUCUCUGAACCCUGCUUUAACAGUGCCAUCUGUAAGGACGACCACGGUAACUACACCUGUGAGUGCUGGCCUGGGUUUGAGGGGCGUCACUGUGAGGUCGACAUCAGUGAGUGUAGCAGCAGUCCUUGCCUGCGUGGAGGCCGCUGCAUCGAGAGGUCGUGGCAGGCUUUGUACGGCAGCGAGCCUCUGCUGCCUGAACACUAUGACCAGCGACAGGCUGCAGGCUACAUCUGCAGCUGCCCUCCAGGAACGACAGGUUCCCUCUGCCAGGAGGUGAUAAACCACUGUGAGUCCAGUCCCUGCCAGAAUGGGGGCAGAUGUGAGAGCUACGUUGGAGGCUACAUUUGUCACUGCCUCAAACAGAGUACUGAUGGCAUCCUUUAUGGAGGCGUAAACUGUGAUGUGAAGUUAGUGGGUUGUGAGGGCCACGAAUGUCAGAACCAAGGCUCCUGCUCUCCGUUCCUGCUGGAUGGGACUCACGGAUACACCUGUUCCUGCUCACCUGGCUACACUGGACCUCUCUGUAAGACCACCACCACCUUUUCCUUUGAACGCAGAGGGUACCUGCUGCUGCAGAGUCCCCUGGUGGAUGCCAACUGCAACAUCACCCUGAGCUUUAAGACUGUCCUGCCCAGAGCGCUGUUGUUCCAGAGGAACACCAGGGGACUGCUGCUGAGCCUGGAGCUGGACGGAGGGCAGCUACGUCUCACGCUGAGGAGAGUGGCCUCUGCAGGCGCUGAAGCAGAAAUCCUCAGCCAGGUUCUGGAGAUUUCACAGAAUGUCACAGAUGGAGAGUGGCAUUCUGUAGAGGCUGUGCUUGGAAACUGGCUGCUCAGCCUUAAACUGCUGGAUGAUGCUGGGAGCUGUGCAGGCCAGUCAUGCCACAAAGUGGCUCCAGUUCAAAGCACCCUGGCCGGGUUCGUGUCGUCUCCUCAGAGCACUUUUAUUGGAGGAAUACCUCAGGACUCAAAAGGCCGCAGUGAGCACUCUGCCCUUCCUGCAUUCAUUGGAUGCAUGCGAGAUGUGUUUGUAGACUGGCAGCUCAUCGUCCCUGAGGAAUGGCUGAGCGACUCUGCUAUUAAUGUGUCCCCCGGCUGCAGCCACAGGGACCGCUGCCUGGAUGUGCCGUGCCAAAACAGAGGACAGUGUGUAAACCUGUGGCAGAGCUACCAGUGCCGGUGCCCAAGGCCUUAUGAGGGGCAGGACUGUGAGGAGGAACAUGUGACGGCUCGCUUUGGGAACGAAGACUCUCACAGUUAUGCAGCGUUUACUAUCACCGAGGAUCUGGGUCACAACCUCUCCAUCUCCCUGUUCCUGCGUACACGGAGGCACAGUGGACUCCUCCUGGCGUUUUCCAACAGCAGCAGCCAGUAUCUGCACAUGUGGCUGGAAGACGGCAGGGUCACAGUUCAGCUCAAUAACUAUGAGAGCGUGAAGUCUGAGAGCACGAUCGAUGAUGCAGAAGUCCACUUUGUGAACCUGGAGGUGGCGGAGGGUCGUAUGGCGCUCCAUGUGGCAGCUGAGAAACAGGGUGAUGUGGAGGUUAGGACGGUCGACGUCCGAGCAGGGGAUACUGUGCAUGUGGGAGGCCUGCUGGAGAAGAGGUCGACUGCAGUGUUCGGGGGAUAUUUUAAAGGCUGCAUCCAGGACCUGAGGAUCAGUGACAGGAGGCUGCAGUUCUUUGGGUUGGACACCUCAGUGAGAUCUUAUCCUCUUGAGCUUAUGGAGAAUGUGACCGCUGGCUGCUCUGGAGACAACGCCUGCAGUAGGAAUCCGUGUCUAAAUGGGGGAAUGUGCUACUCCACGUGGGACGACUUCACCUGCACCUGCCCCCCCAACACAUCGGGGCGCCGCUGUGAGGAGGUCAGAUGGUGUGAACUGUCACCUUGCCCCACAGACGCAGAGUGCAGGAUGCUGAACCAGGGGUAUGAAUGUUACUCCAAUGCAACCUUCCUGGAUGACAGCACUGUGUUGUCCUACCAGGGAAACGGCUACAUAUCCCGCAACCUAACGAACCUCUCCCUGAGCCUGCGCACACGGAAGCGUAAUGCAGCCAUUCUACAUGCAGAAAAGAGUUCAGCUUUCAUCACAGUCUCCAUCCAGGAUGGCUUCCUCUUCAUGGAGCUUCAGAGUACCUCGGAAGGUGGCGGCAAGGUGGAGGAGAAACAGGAGGGACAGGAGGAAGGAGUGUCUCCAGUCAGUCUGAGCAGCAGGAGGAGUGUCAGCGAUGGAGAGUGGCACAGUGUCCACUUGUUCAUGGCAGCACCCUGGGCACAAACCUCUCGGUGGAGUCUGGUGCUGGAUGAAAACAUAGAGGAAGCCAGUACUUCCAAGAGCGAAGGAGGCAACCUGAACUUCCUCAGACAGGGAGUGGACAUCUUCUUAGGGGGUCUGGCUCCUGAAGCCGGCUGGUCCCUGGCUGGUUGUCUGAGCACCGUGGAGCUGGGUGGCAUCGCCCUGUCUUACCUCAGCUCCUCUGAUGUCAACCUCCCACGGCUGCAGGAGGAGCAGUUCACCCAGACAUCGCUGAGUCCGGCUCUCCUCGGCUGCAGCGGGGCCCCGGUGUGUGAACCCAACCCCUGCCUGAACGGAGGGGAGUGCCAGGACCUGUUCAACACCUACAACUGCAGCUGCACCGAGGGCUGGGCCGGGAGGCGCUGCGACUUCUUCCUGGACACCUGCGCUUCCAAUCCCUGCGUUCAUGGCAACUGCAGCAUCAACGGGCUGACCUAUGAGUGCAUCUGUGAGUUUGGAUACACCGGCGUGGACUGCGAGGAAGACUUGGAUGUGUGCGAAAACCACCUGUGCGCUCACGGAGGCACCUGUCUGCAUGGGCCGGACAGGUACGCCUGCCUCUGCCCCGAGAACUACACCGGACCCCUCUGCAAUGAACGCGUUGAAGAAAUUCCAUGGUACAUUGUUGUCAAAAAUGUCAGAAGGCCCAAGUUACCUGUUUCGGUGUGCGGCGAUGACACUAGAAACUACACCUGCUUCAACGGAGGCAACUGCACUAACCGGGAACUGUCCUGUGACUGUCCACCAGGCUUCAUCGGCCACCGAUGUGAGCAGGAGGUGGAUGAGUGUAAGUCCAACCCCUGUCUGAACGGAGGCUACUGCCGCAACCUCAUCGACAAGUUCAGCUGUGUGUGUGAAAUGAGCUUCGCUGGAGACUUGUGCCAGACGGACAUGACCUCUGACGGUCUGACCUCUGACCUCUUACUGUCCAUCAGUCUGGUGUCUGUCAUCAUGCUGCUGGUUCUCAUCCUGACCUCCGUCGGCCUCGUGGUGGCGCUGAAUCGACGUGCCACCCACGGCACCUACAGCCCCAGCCGGCAGGAGAAGGAGGGGUCGCGGGUGGAGAUGUGGAGCAUCACGCAGCCGCCGCCUAUGGAGAGACUGAUAUGAGAUGCAGGAGGUGACUGUUUCAUGCAGGAUAAUAAUCUGGUCCUGGUAGUAAUAAAAGUAACAACACCAUUAAACAAACCUCAUGUACAACUGGCUCAGUUUGGAGAUGUGGAACCUGCUUGGCAGCAUUAGAAAUGACUGCUGCUUUUCUUCAUUUGCAUACGCACGACUGAAGACUGCAGGAGAUCGUGUGACACCGUUUUUGUGUGACUGUGAAGCCGAGAGCUUCAUCCAUCUUCCUGUGAUGCUUUGCACCUGGUUUCACAGUGCACAAGUACAUCCAUCUUAACGGAAAGAGUUCAGAAUGUAUCGAGUCUGUCACAUCUGUGGGUCUGAUCCAUAUUUUUAGGACUGAUGGAGCAGCGAGUGCUGAAAGGAAAAACUGAUCUGGAUUUAGGGCCCACAAACACAUGGUCUCAAAGCCUCAUUUGUGAAGCUGAACCAGACAGGAUGGUCCUCGUUUAAAGGAUAAAUCUGGUAUUAUUCUGUAUUUUUCUUAUUGUGAGCAAACCCUGUGAAAUAAUCAAAACCAGCAGUGUGUCUCAGUCAUCCUCUGACUCCUGGUGAAGAUGAAUCAUUUGAGUUACAAAUAUAUACAUUAACUUCUGAAAAACACUCAAUAAUUUCCCAAAUGUGAGAGGCUUUUAUUUAGCCAGAAUUGCACAUAAGUGCUCUAGUGCUAUAAAAUAAAGUAAUAAGUCCAGAUUCACUGUUGCGUAGAAAGAUGUCAGCUUUUCAUAGCAUGGAGCUCUUUGGAAAUGAGAACAAAAAAAGCCAUAUCAGCCUUCGCCUACAGAGAAUGCCUGUUUUGUUUUUUAUCUUUUAAUGCGAUUUGUUAACAAUAAAAAAUACAUAUAUAAAUAGAAUAUCACAAUACUUGAGAUUUAAAUUCCUGAAAUUCCAUCCAUGUGUAUUUAUUAAAGAAAAGCCCCUAAUCUGAUUCUUUGUUCUGUAUAUUAAAUGUCAAUACGCAGUGUGUUGCUGCCUGUAUUGAUUUAUUUUCACUUCCAGUGAACAUUCCCUCUGGAUGUUUCACACUGCAGCUCCUUACUGACAGAAUCCUGUCCUUUCACAGCCAGGUUUCAGGAUUAGAGGCACUAGACAAGAAUAGUUUCUUAGAAGCUGACCUGUAUAUUGAUCAAAACAAACACUGUCUAGACUACAAUGUCAUUUUAUGUGUAUAUACUGUCAUGAUUAUUUCAAAUUGUGAAUUUUAGGUUUUUUUUAUUUUGAUUGCUGGUAACUGUAUAUAGAGAAAGUGCUGCUGGUUAAUUAAACUGAAUUUAUUUGUUUUAAUUUAUUCUAUGUCCAUAAAGUGUUUUAUUAUUAGGAACAGUGUGAUGCUGCUGUAAGACAGGGCUUGCUUUUUAAAUUUAAUUAAUAAACCUGAUAUUACUACAACAA
Molecule: messenger RNA, 5513 nt
Organism: Amphiprion ocellaris (clown anemonefish)
Lineage: Eukaryota; Metazoa; Chordata; Actinopteri; Pomacentridae
Gene: crb1
Product: crumbs cell polarity complex component 1
Exons: 13
Coding region: 123-4109 (1328 amino acids)
Biological process (GO): establishment or maintenance of epithelial cell apical/basal polarity; heterophilic cell-cell adhesion
Cellular component (GO): plasma membrane; protein-containing complex
Molecular function (GO): calcium ion binding
Source: RefSeq, a predicted model, not a curated record